Molecule: messenger RNA, 3483 nt
Organism: Paramecium octaurelia
Lineage: Eukaryota; Ciliophora; Oligohymenophorea; Peniculida; Parameciidae
Source: the annotation of a GenBank genome assembly
UUUGAUUAUGUAAUCAUUGGAUGGUUCCUCAAGAGGUAAAAACUUAAUACUACUAAGACAUCAUCAAUUCGAUCGAUUCUGCCAAUAAAAUCACAGCCAAAUAGUUUAUGAAGCAAACCUACACUGAUACCGAGGCGAGAAUCAAAAUUAAUAAAUUGCAGGAUAUACCUCCAGAGGAAACAUAGAAUCAAUCCCAAAUAGAUUAACCAGGAAAGCUAAUUACUAUAAAGUCCACGCUUGCUAUUAAUGCCCUCAAAGAGAAAUCCCUAUUUCAAGUAAAACCACAAUAUGGAUUAUUGAUAGAUCAUUAUCGAAUCAUUCCUCUAUGGUUUUGCCAAUUUCCCCCUACUCUAUUACAUAAUAUUGCUCACCGCCUCAAUUCAAUACGAAGUCAUCGGUUUUUAUAAUCAAUUAUACAUGGGAUUGUAAAUAGUCUUCUGCUUUUGCAUAUCAUUUUAUGAUACCUUCAUGAAUAAAAUUAAUCUUUAUAGAUCAAUAGAGCAAGCCGAUCAACAACAAAUAUUUGCCUACAUAGAAGAUGAAUUCAGAGAAUGCAGCAUCGGUCAAUUAUAACCUGGACACUUGAUUAAACUCCUCCCGAGACAAAAAUGCCCUACAGAUGGUAUAAUAGUGGGAACUACUGGAGUAUCUGAAAACAUACCACUACUUGAAAUUGGAGGAUAGACAAUAACACGCAGAGCAGGGGUUGCAAACUUCUGUGUUGGAAGACAACUUGAGGGCAAAUUAGAAUUUGAUUCUGAAGAGAAAAAGGUUAGAGUCAUUAUGAAGAUGGAAACUAACUAAUUUUGUCUGGAUUUCUAGUAUGUUAAUAUAAACUUAUUUAUAGACAAUAAAAUAAAAUUAGAAUUUUAUAAGCCAAUAAUUCAUUCGAUGAACUCUUUAUUCUAGUGACUGGUUAAACAAUGAAAGAACAAAAAGAAGAGCAGAGUUCUGCCUAUGAGAAAACAAAAAUUAAUCCAAAAUUGGGAUUCUCCUUGCACAUUCAAAACAUUAUUGUUAUUAUGUUUACCCUUCUAUUAUGCGUCACCUUAUUGGCAGGCCACUUCAUUCAAACUAAAUAUUUAUACUUGGAUGAUAAACUAAGUGAAGGAUAUAUGAAAACCUAUUUGUAAAUUUUGUGCACCUUCAGUUGGGGAAUCCCCAUCAUGUAGAUUCCUCUCGUCUUGAUAAUCAAUAGGAUUUCCAAAUUCUAAGCUGAGCACGAUCGUCUUAUCGAGUAAAAGCAAUUCAUUUAAUUUUCAUAGUGUUGAUAUUUCUGGUAAGAGAGUCGAGAUUUCUAACAGCAAUGCAUUAGCCAACAUGGGCAGAGCCAAAUAUAUCCUAACUGAUCUAAAUCUACUAACCAGAUAAACUUUGGUAGUAAAUAACAUCUUAUUAAAUAAAUAAUCUGAUGAAAUCAACCUCAACGAUCUGGUUACAGUCACACCUAUUGAAGACAUUGAUGAUUUUAACUUUUGCUAAUAAGAAGCAAAAUUUGCACUUUUGUCUUUUUAAACUAGCAAAAAAAGUGAGGAAGAUAUUGCAACACAAAAACGAAUCCUUGAUUACGGUCUAUCAAUUGGAAUCAAUGGAAACUUAAGGAUAAUCUAAGAUUAAGAGUAAAAUCAGUAGUAUUUCAAAACAAAGUUUGAAGUAGUCACCUCAAAAUAUUUCCUAAUUGGAUAUGAAUAAAUUCUAAAAGAAGUAAUUUUGCUAUCAAUAUAUAAUUUUAGGAUAAUAAAUAAUAUCUAAUUGUCUUUAGAUCAAAAUUUACAGAUUGCAAAGAGCUAUUAUCAUCUGAAAUAUAAUUAUAGAUUACUAGUUUAUUGGAUGCUAAAGACAAUCUUAAUCAAAUGAAUAUUAUUUUUAGAAAGAUUGUUUCUAUGUAGUAUUUAGACAAAAUAACAAAUAUGGUUAAUUAACACAAAAAAAUUGAUGAUGAGACAUUAAAACAAAUAAAAUCUGAUGUAGAACCUGUUUUAUUUAUUGAAAUCAUUGAGGACUUUUAUGACUGUUCUCAAGAAAUCAUGGAUAUUAGACAAUGCCAAUAUAAGAUUUGGAUUAAUUCUCACAUCAAAGAUGUAAUUGAUUCUAGUAUUUGCUUAGCCAUAAGUCUUAGAGAGUGACCCAACUAUGGUGGGACUAUUUGAACAAACUACUCCUUAGAUUAUGAUUUGUCAAAAUGGAGACGAACUUCAAGUUGCUCUUGAUUAAGUAGAGAAAAACAGUGUAUAUACAUUUUAGUAUUUUAGUAAAUCAAAAAUUUUGGUAAAGAACUUAACAUAUUUAUUAAUGAAAGACCUGUUUUACUCAUCAUAGAUGAUACAACUUUAUAGAUUGGGCUUAAGAAUCAAUUACUAAAUGAGAAAUUUAGAAAUUUCUUUCUAAAAAUUCCUCUUGUUCUAAUACUCAGUUCUAAACCUCAUCUGAACUAUUUGCUCUCAUCAAUCAUCAAAUCACACGAAUUAAUUUGCAUUACUAAUUACAUCACUUCAACGCCAUCAAUGUAGAUUUGUUUAGAAAAUCAAACAGAAACAGCAUUUGAUAUAAAAAUGCCUACUUUUAGUUUCUUACCAAAAAUUCUAAUUAUACAUGGAAGAUUAAAUAAUAUUCGACAGGGCUCAGCAAUCUCGCUGAUCAAUUAUUUAUCUUUUAUCUUGUUUUUUAUUUAAUUUGUUUAUGCGUGUUACAACAGAUUUUCCUAAAACUAUCUAUUAAAUGAAUUUAUACUCUUUAUAAUGAUGCUUUUUACUAUUUGCUAUAUUUUCAUAUUCUUUAGCAUGGCAUAGGUAUUAAAUUACUCAACAAUUAUAGGAUUUCCCUUUUGAAAUUCUGAGAAGCCAACCAGUGUAUCAUCUGAUGGUGAGAACUCCAAAGAACCCCUAUAAAAUAUUACUCACUCAAUUCUUCUAAGGGGGUAUUCACGGAACUUUUAUUGUCAUAUCCGUAAUUUACACCUUUUAUGGUUCCAAUGAUUAAAAUGGAUAUGUACAUGGCUAUUAACUACAAUAAUUUAUGACUUUUACUAUAGGUUUAUUGGUGAUGGCUUUUAAGCCUAUAAUUGAUUAAUAUAAAAUUGUGAAAUCAUAGAUGUAAAUAGAUUCUUCAAUAUGUAGAUACCUAGCAAUGGCAUAUAUCUUUGUUACAGUGAUGAUCAUCUAUAAGAAUAACGAAGAGAUGAUGGAUUUAUUUGAGACUGGAGUAAAAACUAAAGAUUUAUGUGCUCUUGUGUUUUAUCCCAUAUGUGCUUUGAGUCCAAAUUUGAUCGGAUAAUUCAUCCAACGAUUAUUGUCGACAAACAAUCUAAAUUCAUGCCUUUACAAGAUGGAAUAAAAAGUAAAUCUAUAAAUUCUUAUAUAAAUAGCACGAAGAAGAUUCCGAGAAUCAGAAAUUAAGGGAUGCUAAAAAUUAUAUCAGACUAUAUUAAAAAGAGGAGCUAGAAUAAUAAGAAGACAUUGUAAAUUCCAAGAAAGUCCUGUGAGU